CAUAAACCCUUGUAAGGUGUGGGUGUGGCUGCUGACUGGGAGCUAACCUUCAGAAAAAAUUCACUCAUGGCUUUCGUUACUUCUUCAUCUCCCUCUUCAUCUUCUUUUGCUUCUUCACAGUUGCUUAUCAGACCUCACAAAAUCCCAAAACUACCCUUUCCUCCUCUCCUAAAUUCCAAGUCCGCACUCACCCCCUGGAUUCCUUUUUUCCAAUCACACAGACCGAAAAUUUCACCGAUUCUAGUCUCGGCAUCGGUCAAGAGCUCAAAUGCCAUUGCAGCAGAGAGCAAGAAGCAGUCAACAUCUAAUCAUUCCAAGAAUAACGGUGAAGAAAAAAAGGAGGUGGAGGUGGAAGUAGAGGAGGAGCUGCCAUGGAUUCAUGAAAAGGCAUUGGAUCUUGUUGAAUUCACUGGCUCUGUAACGCAGGCAAUUCCUGGGCCCAGAGUGGGCACCAGCUCCUUGCCAUGGAUCCUUGCUAUCCCCUUGGCCUACGCCGGCAUCACCUUCGUCAUUGCUUUUGUUAAGACCGUUAAGAAAUUCACUUCGCCUAAGGCCAAACGCAGGAGACUGGUGAAUAAAAAUGCUUUGCUAUGUAAAUCAAUAGACGAGUUAUUCCAGAAAGGAAGAGAUGCAGUGCAACAUUCAGCUCUAAAAGGUCUAGCGCAAAAGACAGAUUUUAGCAUGGAGGACAUUUUGCGCAAGUACAUUCGAUAUGCAUUGAAUGAAAAACCGUUUAAUCCCAGCCUUGUUGCUGACUUAAUCCACCUUAGAAAAGCAUCUUUGUUAGAUGAUUCCCAGGUUGCUGAAAUUUUAAAUGAAAUCUCAAGGAGAAUUGUCCGAGAAAAAGGCCCAGUUGUAAUGGACAUGUCAGGAUUUACUGAGAAAGGAUUUAAGAGAAAGCUUGCUGUACAAGCCCUUUUUGGAAAGGUUUUCUAUCUUUCUGAGCUGCCCGAGUUCUGUUCAAGGGAUAACUCUUUAAUUGUCAAGGAAAUAUUUGGAGUUACAGAUGAAGAUGCAGACAAACUUCGAUUACAUGCUCUUUCUGAAGCUGGGGAUCUAGGUUCACUUGAGAAAAUGGUUGAUGGUACUGAUUCCGAAGAUUCCAAGGAGGACUUGCCUGAUGCUUCUUGAUCCAUGCAUAUAAUCACAUUCAUAGAGAACAAAGGCGCAGAGAAAAGAAAGGAUUUCAUCUGCGUAUUCCCGUACAGGGAAUUGUCUGAACUUGGAAACAUGCAGUAGAUAUUCAUUGGCAAUAUUUUCAGGGAUCAGCUAAACUUCUAAGUUGAGAUGAGAAAUUUUGAUGAGAAA
Molecule: messenger RNA, 1308 nt
Organism: Carica papaya (papaya)
Lineage: Eukaryota; Viridiplantae; Streptophyta; Magnoliopsida; Brassicales; Caricaceae
Product: ribosomal RNA small subunit methyltransferase J
Cellular component (GO): chloroplast thylakoid membrane; chloroplast envelope
Source: RefSeq, a predicted model, not a curated record